Messenger RNA from Haemorhous mexicanus (house finch), 1656 nucleotides. RefSeq names its product serine/threonine-protein kinase PAK 3-like. Gene Ontology annotation, molecular function: protein serine/threonine kinase activity; ATP binding. Gene Ontology annotation, cellular component: cytoplasm. The record is from RefSeq and is a predicted model, not a curated record. Bases 1 to 1656 code for a protein of 551 amino acids. Lineage: Eukaryota; Metazoa; Chordata; Aves; Passeriformes; Fringillidae. Gene Ontology annotation, biological process: regulation of axonogenesis; regulation of MAPK cascade; protein phosphorylation. The transcript is spliced from 14 exons.
AUGGAGAAGAGCCACCAAGAAAACAUGGAGAGGAUGCGCAAGGUCCUGCUGCAGUACAAGCUGGCUGAACUAAAGCAGAUGGAAGCAGGAUCUGCCAUCAAAGCUGCCGCUGCAGCUGCAUCCUCGGAAGCAGCCUCCUCUCCGCAGCCUGAAAACCGGAGCAUGAGCAGUUCGCCCCGCUGGAGCCAGGAGAGAGAGAAGCAGUUCCUGAAGCUGCUGAGGCAUGUGGUGAGUGUGGGAGAUCCGGAGAAGAAGUACGCCAGGUGGAAACGUAUUGGCAGUGGGGGUUUUGGCACUGUUUAUAAGGCCUUCAACGCUGCCACAGGACAAGCGGUGGCCGUAAAGCAACUUAAUCUCCAGCACCAGGGCUGUGAGGAAGUGUUAAAGGAAAUCCUGGUCAUGCGAAAAAAUAAGAACCCCAAUAUUGUCACCUACUUUGAAAGCUACCUUGUCAAUGAGGCUGUCCUGCUGGUGUUGGAAUAUAUGGAUGGAGGCUCCUUAGCUGAUGUGGUCUGCAUGAGAAGGAUGGCUGUAGGACACAUAGCAACAGUGUGUCGGGAGGUGAUCCACAGAGACAUCAAAAGUGACAACAUCCUUCUGGGCCGGGAUGGCUCCGUCAACCCUGAGCAGAGUAAACGGAAGUCGAUGGUCGGGACCCCCUGCUGGAUGGCACCCGAGGUGGUGAGAGGAGAGCCAUACGGCCCCAAAGUGGACACCUGGUCCCUUGGCAUCGUGGGAAUAGAAAUGGCCAAAGGAGAGGCUCCUUAUAUUCGGGAAACCAGUGACAGGGCUAAUUACCUGAUAGCCAAGCGAGGGGUGCCAAAUCUGCACAAGCUCAGGCUACCCCCUGGCUUGUGUGAAUUUCUGGGCUGCUGCCUGCAGAUGGAUGCGGACAGGCGAGGCUCUGCCAAGGAACUUCUGCAGGAGCCGGAAGGGCAGCGUUUGGAGGCACAGCAGCGGCUGGCACAAGGGGCAAACUUCCUUGCAGAGGUACAGAAGGAGCAGGAGAAGAGGCUGCUAGAGAUGAAGCAGGAAGUUGCCAGCAUGCAAGCUGUACAGGAAGAGAUCGCCUUAGACGUGGAAGGAAUCAAGUGCACGGUUCGCUGGAAGGAGUUGGCUGCAUUUGAGAGAAAGCACCACUCCUCCCUAGAGAGGGCGUCUGCAGUGGCGGCACAGACAGAGGAGGUAUGGCAGCCUCAGAGGGAUCUGCUGAAGGAAGAGCUUCCUCUGGCAGUGCCAAAGGUUUGUCGCCGACAGCGGCCAGCCCGCAGGGGUCUGGAGAAGCUGCUCCAGGAAUUCUCUCGCCAAGGGCACACACUGUCCCAGGUGUGCAGAGAGAAGGCGGUGCUGGCGCAAGAGAACGCUGCCCUGGAAGCCCGACUGGCAGCCACGGAGCGGGACCUACGAGGCCUUUCAGAGCAGCUGGCAGAGGCCAGGUCAGAGAAGGAGAGCCUGCAAAGCAGCCUGCUGGAGGCUCAGCAGCACAUAUCGGAGCUGGAGAUCGCCAGGAGCCGUGUGCAAGCCCAAGUGCGCGCAGCCACGCAGGCCAAGGAGGCGAUACUCGGUGAGAGCCUCGUGCGCUUUGUUUCUGCUGGUGGCCCUGCCCUGUGCAGUUGCUCCCAAGCCAGCUCUGUCCGCAGGGCUUCUGUGGAGUGA